AUGGACGAGUUGGAUAACGAUAAAAGUGACUCAAACGAGAGCAUUUCCACUCAUUUUACGCCUUCAGCUGCCUGUAAAAAGAAACGUAAACCACGCGGGCCUUACAACCAGUAUCUUUCUCAGCCAGGAGCAAAGAUACCACGAACGACUUUAAAGAAGUGGCCAGAUAAGAGCACCGCAAUUGCUUCUAUUUCGGCGGGUGAUCUUUGUAGCACAAGUUCACAGACAAGAUCAGGGCAACUGAGAUCAGGCACUGCCUGUAGCGGCUCUUCCACUAAUACCGAAUACACGGAGACGAGUUCUUUUGGAUUAUCACACAGUUUGUUACAUCAUAGUGGUAUUACGUCUAAAAGCUCUUUGGUUCAAUGCGAGGAACUCGAUGAAUUCCCAUGCCCGUAUGGCGAUGACAGCGACCAAUCUUUUGAGACUCCAAGUGAUAAGUUCACCCUCGUAGAAAGUGACGUUGGAAAAACUCCCAAGGUCACUGAG
Pocillopora meandrina is the source of this 489-nucleotide messenger RNA. NCBI's taxonomy places the organism in Eukaryota, Metazoa, Cnidaria, Anthozoa, Scleractinia, Pocilloporidae. The record is from the annotation of a GenBank genome assembly.